AUGAUACUCGAUAGAAAAAAUUGGUCCUCAAGAAAAUAUUUAAAAAAAAUUAAAUCUACAGAAAUAAUAAUAAAACGUAAGUCUAUGGACAACGUUACAAAAUCAAAAAUAAUUUCAGAAUGUGAAAAUGUAGCAAGAAUAUUCUCACCCAAGAAGAUUGGAACACCAAAGCGUGUAAUUCAAUUAAUGUCACCUAAUGGAUAUGUUGAGAUUACUCCAAAGCAGAAAAAGGCUAAAUAUUAUAGCUCAAGAAGAAUUGAUUUUUUGUCUAAAUAA
Molecule: messenger RNA, 276 nt
Organism: Vairimorpha ceranae
Lineage: Eukaryota; Fungi; Microsporidia; Nosematidae
Exons: 1
Coding region: 1-276 (91 amino acids)
Source: RefSeq, a predicted model, not a curated record